GCCGCUUGGAGCGCUAGUGUCGCUCCAGCUGUGAAACGGUAACAAGUAACAACUUUUAACAGCAGUGCCGUUUAAUGGGAGACUGUGUCACAUUACAAAUGUAAACCGUGGAGAUAAAUAAGCAAAGGGGCUAAUAACUGCAGUAAUGGACCACCAGAAAACUAUUCGGAUAAAAGAUGAAACAAAUGAAACAGCAGGUUCACCAGGCUCCAUUGUCCAGGUAUACCACUCCAGUGUGAAAAUAAAGGAAGAAUGGCAGGAGACUGGGAAUCAAGAGUUACUUCAAGAUCCAUUAAAAAUUGAAGAUCCAUGUUAUGACAUAAAGGAAGAGCCAGGACUAAAACUGAAUGAGAGACUCUCUGAGCAUAAUAUAUUCAGCGAUCCCAAAUAUGAUCCUCUGGGAGUAAAGACAGAGGAGGGCUCAGCAUUUGAGAAUGAUUGUCUUGAUGAGUACGAUCCAUUGAGCAUAACAGAUGAUGCGUGUCUUGAAGAUAACUUGGGAAUCUCUCAUCCAAAUGAUUUUAUCAAGGAGGAUCCUGAACUAAAUUUGGAGGUGGCAGCCUCAAUAAGAAAUGCAUCUGAUAGUUUAAGGUUCAUUCAAAGUGCUGGUGACAGCUGUGACAUUUCAUAUCAAGAAACAUUACAUCAAGGAGUAGUCAAUGACAAGCUGGAGAUAUAUGCAGAGAAGUCAACAGAUUUCAGUGUGUCUCACAACUAUACCAAAAUACAGACUUCACAAGAAGACGGCUUAUGUGGCACAAGAUUAAGUUGUAGCACCAGGGGAAAGGAAUUCCAUAAGUUUAACUGUAGUUUCUGCCUACAGAGCUUCCCUUCAAAAUACAGACUCAUAAUGCAUAUCUUCAUCCACAUUGACGGUGUGCAGGCACCUGCAUUUGUGUGUAAGUCAUGUGGUGAGGUAUUGCCCUCUGAUGACUGCUUGAAAGAACAUUUGAGAAUGAUGGAGGGUGACCAAGCAUUAUCUGCUACCAACAGUGAGAAACUUGAAUGCAGUGAUGAUCAUGAAAACAAUAUCUCCUUCGACUGUGUACAAGAAGGAAUUGUGGAACAGACUGCAGGGCCCCCUUCAUACAAGGUACCCAGGAAAACCUUCAAAAAAUCCUUUAAUGACAUAUGUAACACACAUACUGUGAAACAAGCUGAAGAGAAACUCGAAAGAUGUAAUGACUGUGGAAUUUCAUGUACAAGCGACCAUGCUCAUGUCCACACUGUGCUAAGCGCAAAGGGACAUCACAAAUGUGAUGUUUGUGGUAAAAUGUUUACUGUGUUAGGCAAUCUUAAGAAACAUCGCCUAAUACACACUGGAGAGAGACCCCACGAAUGCAAUGUUUGUGGAAAAUCGUUUGCUGUAAUGAGCUAUCUCAAGAAACAUGAAAUAAUACACACUGGACAGAGACUACACAAAUGCAAUGUUUGUGGAAAAUCGUUUGCUGUAAUGAGCUAUCUCAAGAAACAUGAAAUAAUACACACUGGACAGAGACCACACAAAUGCGGUGUCUGUGGAAAAUCAUUUACUCACUCGAGCAGUCUCAAGUCCCAUAUUUUAAGACACACAGGAAAGAGACCACACAAAUGCGAUGUGUGUGCAAAAUCGUUUACUGAAAGGUGCAAUCUCAAGAAACAUGAAUUAAUACACACUGGACAGAGACCACACAAAUGCGAUGUCUGUGGAAAAUCAUUUACUCAGUCUGGACAUCUCAAGACCCAUGAAUUAAUUCACACUGGACGGAGACCACAUAGUUGCAAUGUCUGUGGGAAAUCAUUUACUCAGUCGAGCAGUCUAAAGACACACGAAUUAAUACACACUGGACACAGACACCACAAAUGUGAUACUUGUGGUAAAUUAUUUAAUGCAUUGAGUAAUCGCAAGGCCCAGAAGAUAAUACACAGUGGAAAGAGACCCUACAAAUGUAGUAUUUGUGGAAAAUCUUUUAUUCAUUGGGGUAGUCUCAAGACACAUGAAUUAAUACACACUGGACAGAGACCACACAAAUGCGAUGUCUGUGGAAAAUCAUUUGCUCAGUCGGGAAAUCUCAAGACCCAUGUAUUAAUUCACACUGGACGGAGACCACACAGUUGCAAUGCCUGUGGAAAAUCAUUUACUCAGUUGGUCAGUCUCAAGACUCAUCUGUUAAUACACACAGCAAAGAGACCACACAAAUGCGAUGUGUGUGGAAAAUCGUCUACGCGGUCGGGCUAUCUCAACAGCGACGUUUUAAUACACACAUGAGAUGACCCCACAAAUGUGAUACUUGUGGUAAAUUAUUUAAUGUAUUGAGUAAUCUCAAGACCCACAAGUUAAUACACAGUGGAAAGAGACCCUACAAAUGUAGUAUUUGUGGAAAAUCUUUCACUCAUUGGGGCAGUCACAGGAAACACAAAUUAAUACACACUACAUAGAGGUCACUCAAAGUAUUGUUGAGGUCUGUAGACCUACACAUGUUGAUAGAAGACCACACGUGUUUUAUGAAAAUUGUUCGCAUGUGCUACAGAGAGGUCACAAAAAAAUAUGACAAAUCCAUUUCCGCAGCUUCACAUUCAAAGAAGUUACAUACAAAAUACAACAUAUGAAGCACACAAUUCUGAUUUUUUGUUGCAAAUACUCCAUGCUUUAAUUGUUCAGGCUACCCAAAAUCUGUCUUCCACCAUUACCGGUGCACCAACAUCAGGCGCUACAGUCUGGUUCUAGGCGCUACAGUCUGGAACUGCGGGACCGCUACGGUCGCAAGUUCGAAUUUGCCUCUGGCAUUGAUGUGUGUGAUGUCCUUAGGUUAGUUAGGUUUAAGUAGUUCUUGGGGACUGAUAACCACAGCAGUUAAGUCCCAUAGUGCUCAGAGCCAUUUGAGCCAACAUCAAAAAUCACCUACUCGUUGAUAUGCCUACAGGAUUAAUCUUUAGAGAUCUUGCACAAGAAAAACAUAACUUACUUCAAUGCCAUGCUACAUCGAACACCCACGAAAAACACACUAGCGCGACCCUUCUUGCUUCCUUCCAUCGGAAGAUAGCUGCGCAAAAUCGUCACGUGACUAUGAAACACCUAUUCCGCCAUGUGAAAAAUAUAGAAGCAAACAUUGCCUCUGAGCCAUCACCAUAGGAAAUACCAAAUCAGCCGCUUGUGUAAUUCUGUAACAAUAAAUAUCAUCAGUACCAAAGGAGCAUCUAUCCCAUUUUACAGAGCAGCUAGGUUCUGAUUUGCUUGUUCUAGAUAAUGGAUGGGCAUCCGACAACCUUUGUCAACUUGUGGUUUCACCAUCUUUCAACAAUGUUCCAUAGAGGCUGAUGGUGGAAGCAUCUGCACAGCCAACCACAUUCGCUGCUUCUGAGAUGCACUUACCCAGGCACCAGGCAAAACCAUCUGCUCUUUGGCAAAGUUAUUUAUGCAAUUUUUUUAACAAACUGUCACUAGAAUGAUAACCACUCAUUUCUGGUUGUAUAGUUUCAUUACUACGUGACAUAGCCACAAUGAUGCUGGGUAGCAAACACUCCUCCUACGGAAGUGGAUUCAGUGAUUUGGAUUAACAGUGUAUCUUCACAAAAAAGGCCUUUUGGUAAAUUGUGUAGUAAUUCAAUUUUUCUGCUUUGUUAAAUUUUAUGUCAAUACACUAUUGUCAGUUCAAGUGCCGUAUUUAUUGUGAAAAAUUUUUGUAUUACAAAGCUCUGUACAUUAAUUUUAUGCAUCAAAUCUUUUAAUUAUUUGUCUGUUUUUAAAUACCAUGUAACUACUGUACAAACAUCAGUGGCAAAACUGUCAUCAUGUAGUGUCAGAUUAUAAUUCUGAUUGUUUGUAGAAACACAAGGACAGUUGAAAGAGCUCAGUGUGAUUUCUAGGUUAUGAAUUUAAUCCAAAUGCAUGAUUUUUAUUGUAAUAAGUUAAUUUAUCACAUGUACUUUCUUUCUAAUUGCUUUGUUUCAAUUUGAUUUUUAGUUGUCUUUUUAUCUGCUUUAAACAUGAUUUCAUAGUGUAUAUUUUCCAUAAUUUCUCUGAGUAAA
This is a messenger RNA of Schistocerca serialis cubense, 4008 nucleotides long. RefSeq names its product zinc finger protein 492-like. The record is from RefSeq and is a predicted model, not a curated record. The transcript is spliced from 10 exons. Bases 146 to 2248 code for a protein of 700 amino acids. Lineage: Eukaryota; Metazoa; Arthropoda; Insecta; Orthoptera; Acrididae.